AUGCCUUCCCGCGGAAACCCCAACGUUCCCAACAAGCAGCGCAAGACCGCUAGCCGCGCGAAAGUCCAAAAGCGCAACGCCGCGAACAAGGUCUCCAAGAACCCUCGAGGAACAGCGAGAAGCGAUGUCCUGCACCCAACUAGUGGGCCCCUAGCACCUGUCUCGGGAAAGAAAGCCAGAAAGUUGCAGAAAUUGCAGAACAAUGCGAGAAGAAGAGCGCUAGAGAAGGCGAUGGAGCAAGAAGGAGAGGUUGAGAUGACAGAUGCACCGAAGACCACAAAAUCGAAAACCAAGCCAGAGAAGUCGACGGAGGAUCAGAUGGAGCUUGACGCGGUGUCGUGAGCUUGAGGAUCAAGAUGUUAGCGGAUGGGAUGAAAACAAGUUACUUCUCCUGGCGAGUGGUCACUACAGACCGCUGAGGGGUUGGAGACAUUGCAUAAUUGGCGUUCAGGAGAAUGGGAAUCGGAAAAGC
Cadophora gregata is the source of this 472-nucleotide messenger RNA. RefSeq lists its product as uncharacterized. Bases 1 to 342 code for a protein of 113 amino acids. Lineage: Eukaryota; Fungi; Ascomycota; Leotiomycetes; Helotiales; Ploettnerulaceae. The record is from RefSeq and is a predicted model, not a curated record. The transcript has 2 exons.